AUUGUACGUGUUUAAUAUAUUUUUUCAUCUAUUCAUGGGUGACUGUGAAUUUAGCUCAAUUCAAGAUGAUAUUCCCUGCGGUACUGUUGUUAGCUGCUACACUUGUGUUGUCACCAUCAUCACUUGACUGCCAGAAAAGUGAAGAGUUUCCAGGCUUGGCUGGGAAGCUAUCAACUUCACUAAAAUAUCUAGUUGCAAAUUUGCCGCAGAAAUAUAUUUAUGAACAAAUAAAGAAAAUUAAAGAUGUCUGUAACCAAGAAAUUGAUUGCCAGGAUGUUGCAGCACUGACCGAACCUAUUUCGUUAUCGUUAUCCAAAUUGGUAGUUUUGCGUCCAAUAACUUUUAAAGAAAUUUUGAGUUUAGCAAUAGAAUUUGACGUAGUUAUUCUCCAGUUUGUACUAUGUCCUCUUUCAGAGAGUAUGGAACCAAGUCAUUAUAAAGAAAUAUUAUAUGCUCUUAUGCCCAAUCAUGGAACUAACUUAACUACGUACACUAUCGAUUUUCAUGAGGAGAAAUGCAUUUUAAAGGAUAUCCAAGAUAACGAAAUUGAUUGUAACCCUAUUUAUGACGAGGAUCAAUCACCUUUUAGUAUUAUAAAGAAAAUUUUAUCCCAAGACAAUUUAGCUGCGAUAGAUAUCACUUAUUUACUUAUAAAUUUUUGCUUACACCUAGUUAAAACUGUAAUUUGUUCUUUAUAAUUUACAUAGUAGAUACUUGAUGCUAAUAAAUUCAAUUAAAAACUCCAAGAAGCAAA
Molecule: messenger RNA, 754 nt
Organism: Diorhabda carinulata
Lineage: Eukaryota; Metazoa; Arthropoda; Insecta; Coleoptera; Chrysomelidae
Exons: 3
Coding region: 66-698 (210 amino acids)
Source: RefSeq, a predicted model, not a curated record